AUGGAAACAACUAUAAGAGAGCUUGAGGAUCAUCAUGUUCGAGUACAUCGAGAGCUUCUAGAGGUAUUGGAUGAGUUGUAUCUUGCGAGAAAAGGGCUGAAAGCUCACGACCGAUCGGCAAUGGUUCAAAGACGAGAGUUGCAAUGCUCGAUGGCCACCACAAGUCCAAUAGCUGAAGCAAUGACAAACAAUGGCAAACUAGAAGCUAGACUUUUGGAUUUGAUGCAGCAAAAUUACGAGAAAGACGGUAGCGUCGUUCGUCACCAGGAUGAGAAAUUGAGACUGAUAUCGCGGUUCACAGAGGAAAGGAUAAAAUACGGAAAACUGCUUCAAAGGAUCAGACCAAUAGCUGAAGAAGUUCGGAGUUGGACAGCAGAUGAAAUCGAUCCGAGAAAAGAGGCGGUUGUCGAUGAAGGGGAGAGGUAUUUGGAGAAAGAAAAUGAGACGUUGAGAGAGUUGUUAGUCGGGAUAAUCAUGCAAAGUGGCUAUCAGGGCACUAAUAAGACUGUCGAUAACUGGCUGGAGUUUUUGGAAGAGAUUGGGUGA
Lachancea sp. 'fantastica' is the source of this 546-nucleotide messenger RNA. Lineage: Eukaryota; Fungi; Ascomycota; Saccharomycetes; Saccharomycetales; Saccharomycetaceae. The record is from the annotation of a GenBank genome assembly.